This is a messenger RNA of Erpetoichthys calabaricus (reedfish), 2667 nucleotides long. RefSeq names its product ciliogenesis and planar polarity effector 2 (gene cplane2). Bases 136 to 879 code for a protein of 247 amino acids. Gene Ontology annotation, molecular function: GTP binding; GTPase activity. The transcript is spliced from 6 exons. NCBI's taxonomy places the organism in Eukaryota, Metazoa, Chordata, Cladistia, Polypteriformes, Polypteridae. The record is from RefSeq and is a predicted model, not a curated record.
UCGGGCGCGCCGUGAUGACGUUGCGAAAGAAGUCUUUGGCGUUGGCACCACGAAGCGCCUGUCGAUUUCGACAUUUCAGUUUGGAGGAAACAGAGAACUGUUUAUCUGAACAGGGCUAUUGGUGUCAGAAGUGGGAUGUCACGCCGUCUGGUGCCUGGUUGCUUGGUGCUGUCUGACUGGUACCGCUCUGCUGAAAGCAAAGAGUUUUUCAGCAGUAUCCUGUACAAAAACCGGAGGAAGCACUUUGGAUUGCUUGAAGGUCCAGCCCUUCCUCUGAAACUGUCUGUUGAUACUGUUAGCUACAAAAUCUUUGUCUGUGGAAAGAGUGGAGUAGGCAAAACUGCAUUUGUUGCCAAGCUGGCAGGACUGGAAGUACCAAGCAUGCACCAUGAAACCACAGGCAUCCAGACCACUGUGGUGUUUUGGCCAGUUAAACUGAGAGAGAAUGGCCGGGUCCUCAUGUUUCGUCUCCAGUUCUGGGACUGUGGGGAGAAUGCUAUUCGGAGGUUUGACCAUCUGCUACCAGCUUGCCGAGACCAAGCAGAUGCCAUGCUGCUUCUCUUCUCUUUCACUGAUCGUUCGUCAUUUGAUGACCUGUUUAAUCAGCUAGCAAGACUAUCUGGUCCUGAAAAUGGCAUACUCAAGUUGGUGGUGGGCACCAAAUUUGACCAAUUCAUGCAUACAGAUGUAACCGAGAAAGAGCUGAGGGAGUUCCAACAGGCUUGGGCAGUGCCAGUGUUUCGAUUCCAAAGCUCUGUCUCUGGAGUAAGCCAACCUGCACUGGAAGAUGUAGCACCACUUCUUAAUGGUCUGGCAGAACACCUCUGGAACCAGGACCAGCUGGCAGUCAGCUUGCAAACUGAAGUAGGAGUCUGCUGACGAGAUGUUCAUAGCCACGUAUGUUUGGAAAUGGGAGAUUUGGUGUAGCCAUGCCGUACAGGAGCACUUCUUCCAAGGAACUGAGUUCUGAAGCUACCUCCUUGAUGAUGCAGGCCGUAGAAAGGAAUGGCUUAAUGUUCAAAAGAACACACAUUACAACGGACAGAAAGCUGUCUGCAUCUAUGCUGCUUAUGUUUGUACUGAUGCACGAUGAAAUGUUCACUGCCAGGCGGAACUAUAGCUCGUACAUGUGUCACAGGAGAAGUGACGACUCUGUGUUUUCACCUUUAUGCUAGGGCAAUUUUUGAAAAAAUAAACUAUUUAUUUUAGUCUCUGUUCUCCUUAUAAGCAAGCUGUGCUGUUCAGUUGACUUUGUUUUUAAUCAUAAGAACAAAAGAAAUUUGAUGAACAAGAGGAGCCCAUUCAGUCCAUCACUCCAUUUGUUCAGCUAACUGCUAAUGUAUCCUAGUAUUUCAUCCAGAUGCUUCUUAAAGGUUGUCAAGGUUUUUGCUUCAACUCCAUGUCUCGGUAGUUUGUUCCAGAGUCCUACAACUCUUUGAGUAAAGAAGUGCUUAGUGGUGUCUGUCUCUUCAGUUCCUCAGAUCGCCACCUGCAAAUGACUUGGCUUAUCCAGGUGCAGGAAGGAGAAAAAGGGAAUGCCAUCUUUGAUUCUCUCUGUCUUUUAACAAAUGAUUGGGGAUGAUCAGUCCGGGCCCAGUGUGUGGUUACAUAUACUCCUCUUCAUUGUGGAGUUUUAACAAGCAUGCACUUUUUGGACCUUUCGCACGAUGUUUCUUGAGGUAGCAAUGAGCAAAUACUCAUAUUCAAGAUUAUCACUGCAGCCAAGCAAAGGGAAACCAGAAGACGAUGCGGACUUCUGCUCAGUGUAGACAGAAAGAUAUCUGUUCUGGGAAACGGAAGAGGUGGAGACAUUCACAUGAGAGACUGAUGGACUAAGGGUUUGUAAAGGUAGUUGUAAAAAGAGAAACAUAAUUUAGCAGGGAUAUGAACAUUUGGUCCCAUUCUUUUUUUCCUCUUUUUAGUUCUAUUUAUAAAAUGCACUAAAUUUUGCUUCAAAUUUUUGUUAUCAUUGGUUUCAUCAGAUUAUCAUUACAUCACAAUGCCAUCCUACAGCCAUUUUGAAUGGAUGUAGCCUUAGCCAAGAUGAGAGGUGGUCAUGUAGUUACCAGCCUUCACAGAGUGUUUCCACCCUUCGCCACAACACUCUCCAGUUGGUGGGCCUACAGUGGUGGUCAGUCACUGCCCCUCUCUUCCUGGCUUCAAGCUACAGGCCUCUCUCUUAAACCAGAGCCAACGGGAGGCUUUUUCCACCACUUCUCCCAACCUUUGAUCUGAUGUUUUUCUCUCAUGGCUUCUCACUCCAAUUGUUGUCAACAGAUUCCAUACCAACUGAGCUGGGAGUCCCCACCAUUGCACCUCUAGUCUGAACAACCAUAUUGUCCAACCCUUUUGCUAACCGUCCUACUAAGGUGCUGGCAUUGGCUCUUCUUUCUCUCUGCUGCUUCCUAUUUGGCCUCCUCCUAUGAUACUGUUAGUUCAACUAACAUGAUCUUCUUUCCCUCUGUGGGCCAACUCACAAUGUCUGGUUUCAGUGUUGUGGACAGUAUUGCUUCUGGAACCGGGAGAUUUCUUUCCAAGGCCGUAGGUUGACUACACAGGUUUGACUUCAUCAGAUUCUGGAUAACUGGUCUCUGUCCAUCUUUAAAAAAGAUUAUUGUUCAGUGUUUCUACCUUGGUCCUUAUUUUUUUUCAUGACACCAUAAAGUG